Geodia barretti is the source of this 1363-nucleotide messenger RNA. The record is from the annotation of a GenBank genome assembly. NCBI's taxonomy places the organism in Eukaryota, Metazoa, Porifera, Demospongiae, Tetractinellida, Geodiidae.
GUGUACGUUGCUGUUUUACUGUAGUGCUAAGAUUACAUUUGAUUGCGUAUACAUGUAUGUGUGGCAUCACAUGGUCUAAUAUCUUCAUGUCUGUUUACUUUAGUGUUUUACCCCCUUAUUUAUAGACAAUUCAGAAAUGGUUUAGUGAGUCUAAUGACCAUCAAAAGAACAAGAUGCUUCUUAACUUGCUGGACCAAUGUAACUGUGCUCAGUUGCACCUGUUAUCAAUACAUAUGGAACCAAAUCUCCAUGGUCUGUGUCCUCUGAAUUGUCAAGAUCUACUAUCCUGGCUUCCUUCAAAUCUAGCAUUUUUUAUACUUUCAUUUUUAGAUCCAGUAAGUUUAUGCCGAGCAUCACAAGUAUGUCGCAUUUGGUAUCACAUGGCUAAUGACUGCAGAUUAUGGAUGAAAUUUUGCAGGUUACGUGUAUGGCAGCUAUCUCAGACAGGAGAAGACAAGCAACGGAACAAGCAUGUUUCCGUGGAUGGAAGAAUAAUGUGGAAAGCCAUGUUCAGUGAAGGUUUACGGGAUUCGAAGGACUGGUGGCUCACAAGGGUUUUUUGUUUGUUGUUUGUACACGUGCGAACCUUUGAGGGCACACACAAGGUAUUUCUUGCAUUCAGUUCGAUGAUACGAGGAUCGUCAGUGGAUCCUGGGAUAAAACUAUUAAGGUGUGGAAUCGACGCACAAAUACUGCUUGGGCUGCCCUGACUCUUACCGGUCAUUCUGGCACUGUGCGAUGUCUCCACUUACAUGAUAACCGAUUGGUCAGUGGUUCAUCUGACAGAACCAUCAAGGUUUGGGACUUAUCGACAGACAAUGUUAAUUGGGUUGGAGCAACUUGUAGGAUCACCAUGGUUGGACAUAUGCACACAGUCAGAUGUUUGCAGGCGGACCAUGAAAAAGUUAUCAGUGGAUCUUAUGACAGCACGCUCAAAGUGUGGGACCUUAGUACUGGAGAAUGCUUACUUACUCUGAGAGGUCAUGGUGAUGCUGUUCUAUGUCUCCAUUUCCACGAGAAUAAACUCGUGUCUGGUUCUAAAGAUACAACCAUCAAGGUGUGGCAUCUUCCUGGAGGGUACUGCCAGUUGACUCUGCAUGGCCAUCAAGCCCCAGUGACCUGUGUACAAUUUGAUGACACAAGAGUUAUAAGUGGAGCUGUUGAUAGGCUUAUUAAAAUUUGGAGCCUUGAGACUGGCCAGUGUGUAAGAACAAUUGAUUGGAUUCGCUCAGAAGGACACACAGGAGUAAUACGGUAAGCCAUUUCUACAUACCAUAAUAUUAUGUUAAUAUAACGUUACAAAAUAAAUCUAUUUUAAAUGCAUUUCAGCGAAUCACGAAGCAGCCCGCUGUCUGGUUGCACA